AUGGCUGAAUCUCAAUCUUCGAUCAACACGCCGAAACACGAAUUGAAUUGGGAUGAUUGGAACUCAUCCGACAAGCAUGUGAUCACAAAAAUGAAAGGUUUAAUCGAAACAUUGAAAAGUCAAGAAGUUGAUGCUGUUACUCUUCUGCCAGAAUUAGAAAUUGGCUUCGCUGCUUCAAUUCAUAUCUUUGGUCAAAAUGGCCGUGAUCUAUGUAAACCCGAAGUAGUCUCAACAUGA
This is a messenger RNA of Didymodactylos carnosus, 237 nucleotides long. The record is from the annotation of a GenBank genome assembly. Lineage: Eukaryota; Metazoa; Rotifera; Eurotatoria; Philodinida; Philodinidae.